UUACAUCCAAGGCCGUUAAACUAUUAAAAAAAAAUUGACACAUUGAUUUGACAAAUGACGUAAUUAAAAAAUCAUGGCUUGACCAUAUCUUGUUGGCUAAAGUAAAAUUUAAAUAAUCGUUUAUAGUGUACAAUUUUAUUUUAAAUCAUCAUAAACAGUGCUAGACAAUAUAUGUAGAAGUGUAUUGUGUCCAAAUCUAAAACCAUGGAUGGUUCAAUAAAGUGAUGAUUAACAUUAAAGAAAAUGAGCAUAUUGCUUAAAGCAUAAGAAGUGAAAUGAAGAGGGCAAUCCACCAAUUUUCACACAUUGAAAGUGAAUUAUCUUAUUGGGCUCAAUAUGAUAAUAGUUCGCUGGGUGGAAAUAUUGAACCUGGAAUUAUCAGUAAACAUCUCUACUAAUACAAGUGUAAUACCAGUUGAUAGUUUUAGGAUGGCUGAUAAUAGAUAUUAUAGAAGCAAAUCUCCUAAGAAAUACAAAAGAGAAGAAUUCUCAAGACCUAAAAUGAAGAAAUCCAAACACUAUAAACAUAAAGAAGAGAACAAGCGUCAAGUUGAAUGUAAGACUCCACCAUUACCAUCCAGCACAAGUUUAGAUGAAUUGCUUAAACAAAGAGAAAACCUAAAAGAGGAAUUGGAAAAAAUUACAAAACAAUCAAAAUUUGACUUAGAAAUUAGACCUAAUUUGAAUGAAAUUAAAUAUAAUAAUGUCAAAACAUCGCAGCAUGGCAUCAAGAGGAUUUAUGUGAAUGACAAAGACAUAACUAACAUAAAAAGACGUAGACACGACUCUAUGGAAAAUCAGGAUAGUGAUGAUAGUCAUUUAGAUUCUGAUGAUGAAGAAAACAUCAUUGAGCUAAGAAGAAAACAGCGUAAGGAACUUUUGGAAAAACUCAAUUCUUCAUGCACUAACAAACCAUCAAAUUUAGCCGAAACCAAUAGCUUGUUACUUAAAAAUGAUCAUGAUAACAACCAAAAUAAUGAGCAGACUCACAAAAAUUCGGAUAACUCUGUAUCUGCCAAAGAAACCACUGACAUGUUUGCUGAAAAAGACUUUUCUAAUAGUCAAAAAGAUGUAGUGAAACAAGAUAAUAGCAAUACUGAACUCUCAGAUAACUGGGAUGAUGCAGAAGGAUAUUAUAAUGUAAAAAUUGGUGAUAUUAUUGACAACAAUAAAUAUACUGUCAAAAGUAUACUUGGUCAAGGAGUCUUCGCAAAUGUAAUCCUUGCUCAAGAUAACAAAAACAAAUUAGAAGUAGCUAUCAAAGUAAUGAGGAACAAUGAAGUUAUUUAUAAAACUGGCUUAAAAGAAUUGGCUUUAUUAAAAGAAAUUAAUGAAGCUGACCCUGAGAACAAACAUCACUGUAUAAAAUUUUUAAGAAAUUUUAUGCACAAAGGCCACCUUUGUGUUGUACUUGAACCAUUAUACAUGGAUAUGCGAAAAGUUAUUAAAAAAUAUGGCAAACAUACUGGUCUAAAUAUGAAAGCAGUAACGAGUUAUAGUAGACAACUUCUUUUAGCCUUGCGUCUAUUAAAAAAAAUGGGUAUCAUUCAUGCAGAUGUCAAGCCUGAUAAUAUUUUGGUAAAUGAAAAGAAGAAUAUAUUGAAAUUGUGCGAUUUUGGCUCAGCAUCAAAAGUUGAUGAAAAUGAGAUUACUCCCUAUUUAGUAUCAAGAUUUUACAGAGCACCUGAAAUAAUUUUAGGGCUUCCAUACAAGCAUGGUAUAGAUAUAUGGUCAGCUGGUUGUACAAUAUUUGAAAUGACUACUGGUAAAAUUAUGUUCACAGGAAGCUCAAAUAAUAAAAUGCUUAAGUGCUUUAUGGAUUUAAAAGGUAAAAUACCAAGCAAAUUAAUAAGAAAAGCCAAAUUCAAAGACCAGCAUUUUAAUUACAAUAAUAGUUUUCUCCUUCAUAAAAAAGAUGAAAUUUCCGGCAGAGAGAAGUUUGUAGAGCUUAGUAGUAUAAACCCAACCAGAGAUCUUUUACCAGAACUCAAAAAAUGUUAUAAAAAUGUUACCGAAGAAGUAGAAACGAAAUUAGCACAAUUGAAAGAUAUGUUAGAGAAAAUGUUGGUCAUUGACAGUAACCAAAGAUUCUCAGUCAAUGAUUGCCUCAAACAUCCUUUUAUCCAAGAAAACUUUAACAAGUGAUUUGAAAUCAGAUUCAAUAAGAAAAUAAAAAUAAGUAAUUUAUGUAUUCAGUUUUGUUUUUCUAUCAUGGUUAAUGCAUCAACCUUUUUAUACCCGGUGGGCAAUAAUUUUUUCAUACAAAUGUUCGUGACUGAUUCCUCCUUGAUUUUUAAUACUGAAUUGAUUUUCAUACAUGAAAUAUAAUUUUACUCAUUAU
Messenger RNA from Chilo suppressalis (striped riceborer), 2341 nucleotides. The record is from the annotation of a GenBank genome assembly. NCBI's taxonomy places the organism in Eukaryota, Metazoa, Arthropoda, Insecta, Lepidoptera, Crambidae.